AUGUUGCCUGAGAUGGAAGAUUUAUUCCUCGAGACCAAGAAGGCAAUAAUUUGGUCAUUCCUUACCAUUCAUUACAGAACAUAUUGUGGAAAGCCCAAGGUCCCAGUGCCCUGGAGCAACAUCAUGAAGGGGCAGUUCAAAUUUAUCUCCAGCAUAUACCUACCUGAUGAUACCAAGAUCUUGGAGCCAUCCAAAAUGCUCCACACUGAUGCCAAUGCAAUCUUGGACUUUUGGUGGGACCGACAGGAAACCCAGGAUGAAUCUUAUGGCGAUGCUGAUGAUCUGAGUUCCACCAAGCGACCCUACAUCAGUUCAACUGAGGACAAAUCUGACAAGACCAAAGCAGGGGCAUCUCUGCCUGCAGUUGAACAACACCUGCAUGGCCGCACAAAUGCUGAAGACACUGACCGGUUUGAUGAUCGACCGGUGCCAAAAGCUUUGGCAAGCGCACCAGAGGUCAUGAAGACCAACCAUCAGUCUCCUCAAAUGCCAAUGCCAGCCAUAAACCUUGCCCCAAACCCUGCACGCUUGGUCCCGGACAUUGCCCUUGAUGGGCUUACCAUCAUUUGUGGACUUGUCUCCCUUCAACGCCCAUUCCUCAACCUGGAGCUCACCGUUGUUGAACCAUCCUUCAAACCUGGUGCUGGCAAGUCCUUUCUCCUCUCCCGCUUCGCAGACGACACCUACACUGAGAGUUAUAUCAGCACUAUUGUCCUGUCUCUGGUGAGUAUGAAGCUUUUGAAGGUCUAUCAAUGCAAGUUGCUUCCUUAUCACAUGUUCGCUAUGUUGAUCCUCGCACAAGGCAUGAUCACAUCGAACUUCAAACUGAGCAAUGGCACAACCAAAUCAACUGAUUGUGAUGGAAUGCCAAGCAUUGCAGAUGCUGCCCCAGCUGUUGAGGGUAGUGAUUGGCUGUCACUGACUGGUAUUGACCUCGUUGAUUUGUUUGGCAUCCUUUUACGAAAUCAUUACAGAGAAGCGCUAACUCUCAUACAUGAAGUCUCCACUGAAGUGUCGGCUGUUAAACAAGCUCUCAACCUGACUGAUGCUGACUUUGCUCAGUUCCAUACUGAUGAAAGAUCCUACCUCAAAUCUCUGAAAGAGCAGCCUCUCAAUGACAGACUUCAAAUUCGCUAUGUCAAGGUUCUUGAUGAUCUGGCUGAACAGCGGUUAGAAUGGGAGAAGGCCUAA
Molecule: messenger RNA, 1191 nt
Organism: Suillus subalutaceus
Lineage: Eukaryota; Fungi; Basidiomycota; Agaricomycetes; Boletales; Suillaceae
Exons: 11
Coding region: 1-1191 (396 amino acids)
Source: RefSeq, a predicted model, not a curated record